Messenger RNA from Menidia menidia (Atlantic silverside), 1407 nucleotides. Lineage: Eukaryota; Metazoa; Chordata; Actinopteri; Atheriniformes; Atherinopsidae. The record is from the annotation of a GenBank genome assembly.
AUGAGUGAGCAGGAGAAGCUGAAGCCUCGGCUUUCUCUAACUGUUUGUCUAAAACUGUGCGCGUUUCUGUUGCCAAGCAACGGGCGGCACGGCGAGGACCUGCCUCUUCUGGCUCUUUUCGUUUCUCCACGUCCACAGCAGCCAAAUCCUGGAGUGAUCUCAGACUCAAAAGUAAGGAGGAGAGAACAGAACGUCUUUGGAGGGAUGAGAGAGGAGCAAAAUUCGAGAGUGUGCUGUGCAGGUUUCAUGGCUCUGCUCACCAACGUCGCCAUCCUUCUGGUCGUGGCUUGUUUUUCUCACCAUGUGAUGGUGGGCAGCUGUCAGAGGGGCCACGGAAAGAGGGGAAGAACCGGACCAAAGGCGGGUCGCCAACCCAAAUCUGGCUCUGCACGGCUGAUUAAAGGCAAACUCCUCACUAGAGACAAGGCUGAAUGUUCCUGGGUCGCAACCGGGGAGGAUCCCGUCAUCCUAAAUAUCACCUGCAAGAAAGCAGACGGGAUCCUGAGGUGUGAGUACGCUGCCAGGCCGGGAUCCUGUCCCCAGUACGCCUCCAACGGGGAUCUUUACUGGAAGCAGAUCUCCAGAGCUCUGAAGAAGCAGAGGAGCCUGUGUGGCGGCAGAAGUGCGCUGGUGAAGGCCGGCAUGUGCAAAAAAGCCCCGCAAAGCGCUCACUUCAGACUCCAGGUGGCUCAGAAAAAGGAGACUUUCUCGCCUUUUGUUCCACCUGUGGCGGCCGAAGCUGUCAAAUCCUGUCGGCCUGCUAAUAAAAAGCUGGCAGGGGAGUUCUGCAGCACCUCCUGGACCAGCUUAUGCACCUUUCUUUUCACCAUGUCCUUCACCAUGGUGAACAGAAAGGUGCAUAAGCUGGUCCAGGAGGUGCUGCAGAACUCCCCUGCCAGCUUUCUGUUAGCAGGCCGACAGGAUUUGACAGCUUCGGCCGCCACAGGCCGCCUUAAUUUGCUGGCGCUGAUCGUUGCUGCGGGAGGUCAGAAGCAUGAGGAUGGCGUCUUCAUCUGUACCUGGAAAAACAGUUAUGACCACAUUCAUCACAAAAGGAGCACGCGCUCUGAUCUCUGGUCAGAGCGGCGCGUUCUGAGGGAGCGAGCGGGCUGCAGCAUGGAUUUGGCCACCGAGUUGCCCAGCUGUCUGAAGAGCAUCCAGAGGAGCAGGACCAUGAGCAGCAGGAGCCCCAGGAGCAUCCCCACGUACAAGCCCAGGUUCCAGCCCCAUCCCAGAGCCAGGGGCAGCGAGGUGGACGCCACCAGGAAGGAUCUGGGCGCCGGCAUGAGUCUCAAACAGCCGGGGAACGGAUCCUCGUCCAGAUCCAGAUACGAGUCGAAGCCAUUGUUCAAAACGGCAUCCUCAGAGCUUACUCCAUCCCCUCUGAUGCAGUCAGGAGCCUGUUGA